Polistes canadensis is the source of this 8501-nucleotide messenger RNA. RefSeq lists its product as uncharacterized. The transcript is spliced from 8 exons. Gene Ontology annotation, cellular component: nucleus. The record is from RefSeq and is a predicted model, not a curated record. Bases 1598 to 8317 code for a protein of 2239 amino acids. NCBI's taxonomy places the organism in Eukaryota, Metazoa, Arthropoda, Insecta, Hymenoptera, Vespidae. Gene Ontology annotation, molecular function: RNA polymerase II cis-regulatory region sequence-specific DNA binding; DNA-binding transcription factor activity, RNA polymerase II-specific; zinc ion binding. Gene Ontology annotation, biological process: regulation of transcription by RNA polymerase II.
UAUAUAUGAUAAAGAGAAGAAAAAUACAUAGAAAGAGAAAUUAAGGACCAUAAAGUUGAAUUUUUGUUGUUGUCAAUUCCAUCAUCCUUGUAUACUUCUCUUUAUUUUUCUCCUUGGUGAUCUUCUGUAACGGAAAAUUACAAAAACAAAAACAAAAAAAAAGAAACGAAGUAAAGAGGAGAAAAAGGAAUCGAUGAAAAGAUCAUCGUGGUGGUUCGAUCGAUGAAUCUAGUAGGUACGUACGACGACGGACGUCGAACGUCUCGCGCGAGGACGAGAGUGGGAGGUGGUGUGGAAAUAAGAGAAGCUGGAGGUGGAGAAACAACACGUGAGGAGACGGCGCGAUCCAGGAGGAGGAGGUGGACAUCGUUGUUGUCGUCAUCAUUAUCAUUAUCGUCAUCAUUUAAAUCGUCGUCAUCGUUAUCAUCAUUAUCAUCAUCAUCAUCAUCAACAUCAUCAUCAUCAUCAUUAUUAUACGAAAGGAGGAGAAGGAUGGUUAUCUCCUUAGACUGGAGUGCGCGAGCGAAGAGGACGCAGCAUCGUCGUGACGUCUGAUCGUCAUCCACUCUCUCUACCUGGAAAAAGAGAUAAAUAGAAUACGGGAAACAUAAUAAAAAGAAGUAGAAGAAAGAAGGAACGGUCACAGACGGUUUGCAUACUAGACGGGUACGUACGUACGGUGUGUGUGGCAAGUACGUCUCGCGAUUAGGCGCCGAUGACGUCAAGCAGUAGCACCAAUACCAGUAGCAACUCUUAAAGAGAAAGAGAGUGAGUGAGUAAGAGAGAUAGAGAGAGAGAGAGAGAGAGAGAGAGAAAGAAAGAGAAUUUUCGAGCAGCCGCUACGACGACGACGUCUCUCCCUGCUGCUGCUGCUGGCUUUACACUGCCACUCGUGCUGCUUCUGUGUUGCGCUUGUGUCGUCGACGACGUCGUUCUUCUGCUGCUGCUGCUCUCUGUUAGUAGUAUAGUAGUAGUAGUAGUAGUAGUACGAUAGUAGAGUGGUAGUACUAAUAGUAGUAGUUCAGUUCAGUUAUAAAAGCAGAGUUGGUGAAGUAGUAGUGGUGUGGUGAGCGCUGGUGGCAUCAAGAGUUGUCAGCAACACGCAGUGUGUGUCCGUGUGUCAACGCUAAAAAAGAAAGAGAGAGAGAGAGAGAAAGAGAGAUAGAUAGUUCUGUGAUAACGCAACGUGCUACGAGAGAGAAAGAGGGAGUAAAAGAGAAAGAAAGAUAGAAGAAGGAGAUUCCCUCGAAAGUGUUGCAGCAUACCCCGCGCGACGCCGUUGAUCCUCAUCCCUCCUCACCCCACCCCCUACUCUUCUACCUUCCCCUCUUCAUCCUCCUCCACCACCUUGUCGUUGUCGUCGUCAUCAUCGUCGUCGUCCGAUUACAUUUUCUACGUGUGCGCGUCCGCGGGCAAUGACUAACCGCGCAGCGGUUAAGUGUGUUAGUAGGAGAUAUCGUCGACGGACCCGUUUCUGCGUUGGUGUUGCCGCCGUCUACGUCAGCGCCGGUCGGACGGGAUUUGCAUAGCAAACAGAUCGACGCGCUCGUAAGUGGAUAACGAGAAGGAAGGGAGACAUAAAUAUUAUACUGUGGCGAUGACAGAUCCACAAUUAACUAACAACAACAAUAAUAACAACAAUAACAAUAACAACAACAACGAUGGCGAGCCAAAAUAUUUGCACAAAAAGUUUAAGAAGAUGGCGACGACGGAGGUUACGCCUAGAGUCGAGGCAAAGAAGGAAAGCACGGCCGAUGAUGAUAACAAAAUGGGGAAUGCCGAUCUCACGAAUAAAAGGGAAACGGUCAAGGAGAGUAGAGAUUCACCAAAGGAAUCCCUCAAGGCCGAGGCAGAAUCAGCCGAGGCCAGCUCCGAGACCACCGAGCCCGCGGAAUCGCGAAAAACCGGCUACGUUUGCCCUUAUUGCAAGCUUUCCUGUGCGAAACCGAGUGUAUUGCAAAAGCACAUAAGAGCACAUACCAACGAGAGACCUUAUCCUUGCGUGCCCUGCGGUUUUGCUUUUAAAACAAAGUCGAAUCUUUACAAACAUCGUAGAUCUCGGACUCAUGCUUUAAAAAUGGAAGGCGGUGAUAGCAGCAAGCAGGUUUCGGAAGACUCGGACAUCAGCCUGUCCGACAGUGCUAGUAACGGUACAGGAACUCCACCACCUCCACCAACAUCAACGCCCACAACGACUUCCUCCGUCGUGAAGACCGUCAAAACUGGAAAGAUUUAUAAGCCAAAGUUUCAUACCGCUUUACAAUCGAUAAACAAUGAAGCGGAAACCACAUCUUCGUUUUCGUCAACGAAUUCUUCCAGUAAUUCUUCCAUACCAUUGACCAAUAAUAAUAAUAAUAAUAAUAUUAAUAAUAAUAAUAUUAAUAAUAAUAAUAAUAAUGGCACUGUUGUGAACGUUGCAAAACCGAACGCAGAUCGGUUGCAGGAACACAUUGAUAAAAUAAUAACGGACAAUCGUGCUAUCGUAGACGCGGUUGAUCCGCGUCUUCAUAAAUUAAUGCAACGACAACAGAGUAUGGUAGAGAUAAAGCAACAAUCCGAUCAACCCUUGAAUCUCUCAUCGGUGGACGAAUCCUCGACGAGGAAACGUUGUUACAGCGAAAGUUUCGCUCAGGAGAAUACGGAUCGAACUCCUCCCCCGCCGCCAGCAAGUACCAACGAGGCUUCCAUCAUCAAAGAUCUUUUAUUGAAAACGCGUGAUAUUUGUAACACCGAGGUUGUUACAACCUCGGAGAUAGUUGAGAGUUACGUAUGUCCAUCUUGCACCAUACCGUAUACGAGUAUCGAUAAUCUCGAGACUCAUCGACGAUAUUAUUGCAAGGGACUGAUCAGUCCAAGGAUAUCGGAAUAUCAGUUGGAUAAUGAUAAGAGGGAAUCCGAGUUCGAGUCUAAGUCUUCCGAUUAUUAUGCUACUUUGCAACCACUACCUUCGCCAGGACCUUUGUUAGGCAACACGAGACUCGUCGAUCCAUACGCGCCACCCGUGAAGAAACAGCGCUCGGAAUCGGUUCCAACUAGUUUGAGAUCACUCGAGGAAUUAAGCAAAUAUCCGAGGCCUAAUUCCUUGCAAAUGUUCGGGGGCGAGGUAAGGAUACUCGACAAUAUGGGCGAGACGAAGACCAUGAGAAUCGAGCCGCGACAAACUAAUUCGCCGACUAGCGAACAGAUCUCAAGCAACAAGUGCGUCACGUCGGAGACAUCUUCAAUCGUGGUAAGAUCUGGUCUUCAUUCGGGUGGUACUAUGGUCCAUAAACCACCUAGCACGCCUACCAGUACACAACAGAGUUCUUCCAUAUCUUUGCCAAACACUCCUAAAUUGUUGGCCCCCAUCAUACCAAACAUAUCAACCCCAAACAUAGCACCGACUAUGUCCUGCUUCAACUAUCUCGAACCGCAUUUUAAUCCAUUGACGAGCAUAACCGCUUAUAAUCCAUUGACGUUACCUCAAGCGGGUAUCACGAGUAUUCUUCACGGUGGUAAGGUUAUUCCUUAUGUACCUGGUAUGCCAGGACCGCAUACCCUAACCGGGGCACCACCGCAACCUCCACCACAACCUAUAGAUAUAUCUCCUGGUGUUGGAUCUGGUGAAGUUGGAUAUAAAGUUAUACCAGGUGUACCCGGAUUACAUAUGAUAUCCCAACCUUUGGAUCUUGCCAGUCCAGUCAAGAUUCAAACACCCAACGUACCUGGAAUUCCUGGACCGAUAUCCGGUGAACAUGUCUCGAUAAUGGGCCAACCAUUGGAUCUUGCUAGUCCCGCGAAGGAGACCAAGCUUAGCUUUAAAACUCCUAGUAGCGAUGGUCUGAGAAGCGGAAGUGGAUUAACGAGUCCCAAAGUUCCUACAAUUAAAGUCGAUAAUUCUACCGACAAGUAUCGAACAAGUAGGAUGUCUUCUCUCACAUCUGCUGCCACCGAGUUACUAAUAACGGAACUUGAUCGUCAUAUCAAACUCAACGUUCCUGCUAAACAUAAAGCCGCCAUGGAAAGCCCACGUGAGACUAGAGAAUUAUCUCUUGAAAAAAGUCCUAAUGUCGAUAAGACCUACGCUUAUUCUAACGGCAUAGACGCACCUGUUAAUUCUGCAAAUUCGUAUCCCAAGCCCAAAUAUUCACCUAAAUCGACUUUGGAGAACAGAAAGAGGCCCUCUACUUGGAACAUUGCGGAGCUGGAAAUCGGUAGAACGCAGGUCGAAACUUUGGAAUAUGGUUCGAAUUUGAAAUACGAUUCUUCGCCUUCUCGUGAAAAUGGCCGUAUCAAAAUAAAUGUUCUAGAAGGGAGAGGAGGAAAGGUAGUCGAAAGUUAUAACACGGUUGGUGAAAGUAAAUUAAAAGUGGAUCCUUCGAUAGUUAAAAUAUCAGUAGUAGCAACAGCAUCAGCAGUAGCACCACCACCACCACCACCACCACCGCCACCGCCACCCCCUUCACAAACACCCCCAGUGAUACUUGUGAAUUUAGAUUCAUCCAAGUCAGAAGUGCCAAGUAAAACUUUCGUAGAAUUAGUUGUUAAAACGGAUAAGUCUGAAGCUAAAUCGCCGAAAACUAGCGACGGUGCUAAAGAAGAGACUAGUGUUAAUAAGUUUUUAAGACCGACUUCUUUACCGUUAAAACCUGGAACGUUUACGCCAAAAAAACAUCACGGUAUUACGCCAACGGCGAAUACACUUUCCCUGAUAAGCCCAGAAACUCCUAGACCAAAAAAAUCUUACGGACAACUUUAUUUAAAUGGACACGCCUAUACAUAUCUAGGUUUAAAGUGUUCAACUAGAGUAUUUUAUUGUACCCUUAACAGACCGCAGCCUAUGUAUGUUACGCAACAGCACGGUCUUUCUAUGUAUUCCAAUUGGAAAAUUUGCAAAGAAACACCACCAGAUUUGGAUUUGGCACAUUAUGAUUCUAGAAACAGACCUCUUAAUUAUACCACCGCUUGUACUAUGCGAGAAGAUAUUUUAACUCAUUCUUCGCAGAGGCCUAUCACUCCAACGAGUCCGGAUAGUGGCUUAGAAAGUGAUAUACUAGAAAAAUACAAAAGAAUUAAAAUUUUCGACGGUGGUUUUGAAAGUAACGAGGAUUACACUUAUGUUAGAGGUCGUGGUCGGGGUCGGUAUGUCUGUGAAGAAUGUGGAAUUCGUUGUAAGAAGCCUUCUAUGCUGAAGAAACAUAUCAGAACUCAUACGGAUGUACGACCAUACACCUGCAGGCACUGUGCCUUUAGCUUCAAGACCAAGGGCAAUCUCACGAAACAUAUGAAGUCAAAAGCACAUUAUAAAAAAUGUGUUGAGCUUGGAAUAGCUCCGGUACCAACAACAGUUUGCGACGAGAAUAUCGAUAAAGAAGCUAUCGCGCGAUUGGCCGUCGGUGGAAAUACCGAAGAAUCAACUUCGGAGGAAGAAGAGAGCGAAGGUGAAGGAGACGAAAGUGAAGAAUCUGGGAGCGAAGAGCACGAAGCUGCGCAAAGUUUGCUUAGCCUGUCGCAACGUAAUACUAACAGAUUACCAGGAUUAUUGCCUUCGGGUCGACCAACGACAUAUCCUUAUACUUUGACUUUUCCAUCGAGUUCAGUUACAACGAAUAUCAUAUCAACCGUUUCCACGAGCACUUUAUCUACGAGCGAUCAUAAUACGAACGAUCAAGAAACUAGCCUCAUUCAGAAUGAACAUCAUUCGCAUCGUUAUUAUUUCCCUUCAAAAUGGACAGCUGCUGAUGAGUUAAGAAGCAGUGUUAUACAAUUAUCGAAAAAAGAAGACUCGGAUAUCGAAGUAGAAGAGAUAACCGAUUCAGAUUUGCGUCAGCAGAUAUCUCAACCAAUGGAUCUUACGACUAAGCAAACUACUACUGCACAACAACAGCAACCUGUACCAUCACCAGUACCACAAAGAGCAAUGCCUGCUGACAUCUUGACACCGGUAUCAGAACCAGUUGUAUUACAAACAAUAGUGCAAACAAUGGAACGAUUACCUAUACAAGGAAGGGAAUGGAAGCCUAAUGCUGAAGGACGUAUGCUUCAAGCAUAUCUUACCGAGAGACACGUUAUGGAUAGUAAAAUCAAACAACAAUAUCGUGUUGGAAAUUCGAAAAUUGAUACAACAAUAAUAAGCGGAGAUAACAGAGACGUUUAUCCUAAAUACCAAGAUGUUGGUGGGAGAACAAGAAAUGUAGAUGACGUUAGUGACAUUCCUACAGUAACGUAUACGGAUUUUACGAAAAUUCAACAGAAAUUAAUACAAUCUAAGAUCAAACACGCAGUAAAACAAUCCGCGGACGAAAUUAAAUUAGAAAUUCGUGAAAAGAUUUAUCAAAACAGCGUAGCAAUGGAAAGAUUAUUAUAUAAUUUCGAAUCGGUACACAAAGAUAAAGAACAGCAGCAACAGCAACAGCAACAGCACCAGCAGCAGCAGCAGCAGCAUACUAGUCGAGAUAUUCAUGAGAACAAUCCGAGAAGUAAUAUCGAAUAUGAAUUCAUCGUAAUGAAUAAAAAUAUCAAUCCCAUAGAAAGAAAUAAAUAUUCAGUUGAUAUAUCAUCUCGUAACACACCUGUUCUAGAUCGUCAUUCACCGAAACAUUUUCAUUCCGAUCCUAACAACAGAUUCGUUCCGAUACAAUACAGUAACAACGAACCCGAAAGAACUUCCAUACUUAAAACAAUGAACGUAGCGAAUCAAGAAGUAAGACCAGUUAACCAAGAAAUGCGAUUACCUUCGGAUAUUAGAAUGCAAAGUCAAAGUCCUCGAAAUCUAGAGCUUCGGUCUCCUAACAGAGAAGUCAGAAUGCCUAAUCAAGAUUAUCGUACCCAACCUCAAGAGUUACGAUUAACAACUCAAGAUUAUAAAUUACGUGGUCAGGAGAUACAGCCUUUAGGAACAGAAUUUAAACAAAUACCAACGGAUGUACGUCAAGAGAUCGUCCCACCAGGAAAUAUGGAAACAAGACAAGUUAUUCCAGAUAAUAGACCUCCUAGUAGAGACAUGCGUAUGUCGGAAUACAGAUCAGAAUAUAGAUCUCAACCGCAAGAAGCAAGACGUCAUUUUGAAAUAAUACAAUCAUCUACGCGCGAGUCACCUAAGUUGCAGGAUGUACCUAGACCACAAAAUAUAGAUAUCAAGAAUGCAGAUCGUUCUGAAAUCAAACAUAAUGCAGAAAUGACGAAACAAAAUAUUGUGGAUAGUAUUAAACACACGGUAGCUCGGAAAGUGGUUGUAGGUGGUCCAGAUUUUAGGUCACAAUCUCCAACUGUAGGAAAUGCUAAACCUCAAGCUGAAUUUCUACAACCAUCCACUGGACCAGCACCGAAUUAUAUUAGUUACAGUGUUACGGAAGACGGCCGAAGUAUAUGUGGGAUUUGUAACAAGGUGUUCACCAAACCUAGUCAUUUAAGAUUGCAUAUCAAUAUUCAUUAUUUCGAAAGACCAUUUCGAUGUGAGAGUUGUGCAGUCUCCUUCAGAACAAAAGGCCACCUAACGAAACACGAAAGAUCAGUUUCACAUCACAAUAAGGUCAGUAUGACGUCUACUUUUGGAGCUGCCACUACUAGCAAUCCUAGACCCUUCAAAUGUACAGAUUGCAAAAUCGCCUUCAGAAUACACGGUCAUUUGGCUAAACAUUUACGUAGUAAAAUGCAUAUUAUGAAAUUAGAAUGUUUGGGUAAAUUACCAUUUGGUACAUAUGCCGAAAUGGAAAGAUCUGGUAUCAAUCUAAAUGAUAUCGACACCACGGAUUGUGAUAACAGUCUUACUAGUCUUCAGAUUUUGGCACAAAGGCUUUGCGAAAAGGAUCCCAAUAAAAUGGGUCAAUGGGAUACAGAAGUAGUUCAAAGUCAACAUCCUAUUAGCGGAAGUGAAACAUCUUCAGACGAAGGUGAACCUAUAACUCAACAUCCAAUGUAUUCGUUUCCCGUGAAACCAACGACGGAAGGAGAAAUGUCUCGAUCAUAUCACGUGCCAAUUGCAACUGAAGAUCCCAAAUCUAUGAUGGAUGUUCACAUUGUUAAUUCGCAAUUUAAUCAACAGAAACGGGAAUACGGUAUGAAGGAAAAUGCUAAUCAAUCGGCAGUUUCAUCGGAAAAUAAUUUACAACAAUCAUACAAGUGCCAAGUCUGUCCAGUGUCUAUGCGUAAUGUAAAUGAAUUGCAAGUGCACUGUUUUGUUGAACAUAAUAUUGAAACAGAGUCUAGUACAAAUAUUCAUGGGGAUAGAACUGCGAAUAAAUGUAGGGAAAAAGAAAAUACUCAGAAGAAAAUUACUGCUACAGAUGAACGCGUUAGAGAAGAUCACAGCCGACAAAAGAUAGGAGGAGAUACAUAGUGCCAAAAUUAUUUGCUACAUCAGCAAAUGUUCAGUAAGAGAUACUAUAUUUCAUAAAAAUGUAUGUUGGCCAUUUAAAAGAUGAGGGAUUUGUACAAAAGCAUUUCAACUCUGAUAAAUCUCUAUAAAACGACAAAAAAGGAAAAAAAAAAAAAAAAAAAAAAAAAAAAAAAAACACAUUUAA